Molecule: messenger RNA, 2442 nt
Organism: Anguilla anguilla (European eel)
Lineage: Eukaryota; Metazoa; Chordata; Actinopteri; Anguilliformes; Anguillidae
Exons: 1
Coding region: 203-1537 (444 amino acids)
Source: RefSeq, a predicted model, not a curated record
GUCUAGCUAAGUGAGAUAACAUGCCAGGCGGUUCCGUUACAUUUUUGGACAUUUGUGGGCUGAACGCACCUAGCACAGGAUUGGACAGUAGUGCAAUGACCUCACUUCUUUUUACUCCGUAACGUGCUUCUGAUUGGCCCUUUUUGUAGACAUCCCGGAUGUUGAUUGUAGUUCGUCCUGUUCCAAUUCCUGAACUGCGACUAUGGCGGAGGUCAGGCGAAGAGUUAGCAGAGAAGCUGGUAGAUUCGUAGCACUGGCAAAGGGAUCUAAUCGGGCAUCAUUCAGGAUUAAUGGUAAACUGUCAGUAGGAGCGGUCCCGGAGGGUGCCUUGCUUAACGGAACGAGGAAAGCAAGUACCGUUAAUGUAGCCCAGCUCGACGACAGCGAACUGACUAGAGGCGGCUGCCGAAAAUGGCAGCUGUCUCAGCCUGACAGGGUCACUAGCGAAAGUUUUAUGGACAGUAGAAACUGUACGGAACAUGUGAAACUGAGCCUCCCGGUAGAGGAAAAAUGCACCGGUCUGUCUAAGCCAGAGGACAACGCCGUUUCGUUAAAGAGAGGACUUUCUCAAACUUCGGAUACGAUGGACACGAUGUCAUUGGAGGUUAGCGCUAAGAACCUUGGACAAUUUACGCACAACAUUCAGGAGAUGACUGACUGUCAGAUUGGAGACGUGGACUGUAAGGGUGAUUUACAUGACUGGUUUGGCACUGAGGAUCUAUCAAUGGGUGAAUCGAAAUGGCCUGAAGACUGCCGUCACCUGCUGUCCGACAUUUGCGCACAGAAACAGGUUCACAAGAUCAUAUCCCUGAAGAAAAACGCCUUUUUGACAUGUGUCACCAACUUGACGAAUCAACAGCAGCAGAGAGGGUUCUAUACUCUAUUAAACCAGACUGCAGUGCAGUGGAAUUUCUUUGUGCAAGCUGGAUAUUCCGGGGCAAUGUCAUUCGCCAGAGCUUACGGCUGGCGCGGACAGAAUGGCAGUUCAGCGGCACCUCCACUCUACAGAAGCAGGACUGCUUAUUACGAUAUCCUCCAGGUGUCCCCGAACGCCACGCAAGCUCAGAUUAAAACGGCGUACUACAAACAGUCCUUCAUGUACCACCCGGAUAGGAACUCGGGGAGCGAGGAGGCGACGCUGCGCUUCUCCGAAAUCAGCGAGGCUUACACCGUCUUGGGUAGCAUCGCUCUGAGGAGGAAGUAUGACCGCGGCAUCUUGAGUCAGUCUGAUGUUCAAGAUGCCGGCAAACCCUCCUCCAGAGAACCGCGGAGCUCUAGCCCCGCGGGGCAGCAGCAGCAGAAGCCUCGAUACACCCACACCAACGCUAUGGGUGACAAAAAGAUGUUCGAUUUUGACGCCUUUUACCGUGCGCACUACGGCGAACAGCUGCAGCGGGAAAGAGAACUUCGCGCGCUGAAGGAGAAACUACGAGAAGAACAGCAGAAGGAGAAAGAGAAGUGGAAGUCAGACAAAAUGACAGAGCUUUCUGUGCUGAUGAUAAUGGCAUUGGCAUUCUGUAUUUUUGCCAGAAUGUAGUCUGGAGAUUAAUUUACCGGAACCCGGGGGGUUUCAGCGAGGAUACAGAGACAUGGCUCUGAGAAAUGUGAUCUGACCCAGGGGUUCCACGAUAAAAAAAACGUGCCUUAUAUGGGCAUUGGCACAGGCAAGGGUUAUGGCACAUACUGUGUUCCUCGUCUAUUGUAGCGUCAUAUACAUGUAGCUAUUUGAUAGAGAGUACCUCUAAGGAGACUAGUGUAGUGGAACUUGAGUGCUUUUAUCGUGGAGUUUCCCUGGGUCCAGAGAUGGUAUCUGCAUGGUACAAUCAGGAAGUAUUUCUGCUGUCGAGCAAAUUACCUCUGAAGAAAAACACAAGGCUUGGAUCCACAGUGAACAAAAGGAACAUUAGAUCAGUGGACCUGCCAAUUCCACAGAUUCAUCUCAGAUUUUUAGCAUUUGAAUGGGUUGCUUUGGUCAAACUUUCUGAAAUAUUUUCAAAAAUAUGCAUGCUGUACUGAAGCUCAGAGUCUUUGACUCUUGGUCAGUAUGGCAAUUUUGUGUAUGUCGUAAUGUGAGUCGAAAGUCUUCCUCAAACUUUCACUCAUAAAUGCUGAGAGCGAACAUUACGGUGUAUCAAACACAGAUAGCACACUGUAUAGCUCACUACAGAAGCUCCAGAGAUCUCACAUGAACCAUACUUCAUCUGACGUUGCAACAGAUCUCGUGUAUCACUGAGCCAUACCAUCAGCAACAGUGGUGCAUAACGACUGACAGCUGGAGCCUGGAAGCACUGAUUUAAGAGCCUUAAAGGAGAAAUGCUUUAACUGAUCGCAGGUCAGGCUUUGUGGACACUUUCCACUCAGCGAGGUGAAAUUACUGGCUAAGUGAAUCUUUUCAGGAAAACUGAAGCAAAGCGAUGUUUAAUAAACAUCUAUUCUGCUCAA